UUUAAAUACUCCGUAUAAAAAAUACGGGAUGAAGUAGCUGUAGCUCCGACCAAUAACCAGUCCACCCCCCAAAACGCUAAUCCUCAACUAGUCCAUCAUCUUCCCGGCGAAACCACCAAUCCACCAUGGAAGUGAAUUCCUUUUCUAAAUUGAAUACUGAAGGAUGAAAUUCUGCAAGAGUUAUGAAAAUUACAUGAAGCAAUUUGGGAAGAAGACACUUCCUGGGAUUGGAUACAGAAAGCUAAAGAAACUUAUCAACAAGUGUAGGACUCAUAAUAUUCAGUCCUUUGAUGAAGCUGUUAUUAGUCCCCCUGGUUGUUCAGUGUGUGAUGGGAAUUUCUUCCCUUCCCUAUUUGACGAAAUGUUAGCUGUGGUUGAUUGUUUUGACAAAGAGGCUCAGAAGUUGCUUGAUCCACCAUUGUCAUGCCCAUGGAGAAUUUGGGUAUACUUCUGCUUUGACUGCUCAAAAAAUGAGGCAAAAGAUCAUGUUUUGAUAAAAGAAGGUCAAGAACUGCUUAUUUAUGCCAUGUUUAAUGCCAUUGCAUUUCGCAAAAUCCUUAAAAAGUACGACAAGGUUCAUAAAUGUGAAAAAGGGCGAGAAUUUAAAUCAGGUGCCCAAACUAAGCACAUCGAGGUCCUUCAAUCUCCUUGGUUCUACGAGCUAAUGUCUUUUCAGAUCAACUCGAGGGACAGAAAACUCAAAGCAACAAGCAAAGAUGCAUCAUUGUUUGAAGGGUUGGACCUCAUUUUUAAUAAUGACAAUCCUUCUAUGAGUUGUGAACUCUUUGAUUCAUUCAGGAUCGAUGUGGAGUUAAUCUGUCCUAUUUGUUUGGAUAUAGUAUUUGACGCAGUGGCUCUAAGAUGUGGGCAUAUCUUAUGCUAUAUGUGUGCUUGCUCUGCUGCUUCAGUGAAUAUAGUUGACGGAUUGAAAGCAGCUACUCCAAAUCAGAAGUGUCCUUUAUGUCGAGAGGUUAGGGUGUAUGGUGAUGCUACACGCUUAGAAGAACUCAACAUUCUGUUAAGCAAAAGAUGUCCAGAGUAUUGGGGAAAACGGCUCGAAUCAGAGAGAGUAGAGCGGCUUCGGCUAGUGAAGGAGCAUUGGCAGUCACAAUUGCAUGGUCUGAUGACAGUUUGAGCUUCUUGUUGUUAAAAUUGGCUUUAUGGUGAAAGUGGCAGGACAAGAUCAUCUGUUUUUGUAUUUUGUACACAUUAAAUGUAAGAGAGCCCUCUGUUUUAUAACCUUUGUAAAGUGUUUCGAAGAUGCUAAUUUCACAUACUAUGUAACACAAAGUACUAACUUUGCAUAUAUUUAAAUCAAAUUUGACAUAUAA
Molecule: messenger RNA, 1331 nt
Organism: Spinacia oleracea (spinach)
Lineage: Eukaryota; Viridiplantae; Streptophyta; Magnoliopsida; Caryophyllales; Amaranthaceae
Product: probable E3 ubiquitin-protein ligase BAH1-like 1
Exons: 7
Coding region: 164-1135 (323 amino acids)
Molecular function (GO): metal ion binding
Source: RefSeq, a predicted model, not a curated record